UCACCCUCUCUUCCCCCCCUCAUACUCUUCUCCCACUGCUCUAACCCUCUGUUCUUCCCCCAUCAUCGUCACCUUCUCUUCCCACCACUACACUCAUUCUCUAUUCCCUCUCACCACCCCCACCUUCACCUCCAUCCCACCCCGGUUUCACCCCACCACUCUGCACACUCUUGUCUUCCCCAAGCCUCCUCUCCCACCCCCGGAUCCCGGCUCAAUCCCGCACCCACACACAAACGCACAGAGGUCUUCUUCCUCCCCGGACUCUCUGCUGCUUUAUUCUCAUCUCUUCGAAUCCUUAUUUUGUUUUUAAAAAAUGAUGGAUUUCAACCAGGAGAAUUUAUUCGGGCAAAUAGAAGAUUUGCAGGAACUUAGCUUCAUCGAAAGACCAGUGCGUAGAUACCUGAAGACACCGGAAGAGAUCGAAAGAUUGACAGUUGAUGAAGAACUCAAUGAUAUUGAAAGAGCUGUUUAUCUCCUCAGCAACAGCUCUUAUCAACACUGCAUCGUGCGAAAUUGGGGCAGCGGGAGUGUUACAUCAUAUCAAUCUCCCCUUUCCUUCAGCUCUUCACAGAUCUACAGGGACUUCGGUAGGGAGAAAGUUACGUUUCAAAAACCUACUGGGGACAUCAGUUCUGGUCAAGAUGUGCAGCGAACCAGUGUUGUUGUUAAUCUACCAAACCUGAUGCGGCAGAACACUUCAGAGACAAUUCGAAGAGUGGUGCCCAAAAUCAGAGAAGUACUGCAUGUUGCGGGGGUGGAGAUGCAAUUAGCUGCUGCGGUUUCUUUCCUUACCAUCUUGCAAGAAGAGUUAGUUUCCAUUGCAGCUUAUAUACAUUCAUUUCUCCCAAUCAUAUUGGCAAACUUGGAUCACAGAGAUACAGUGGUCAGCAAUGCAUGGUUGGAGACCCUCCUGACUGUAAUUAAUGCUUUACCAACGGAAACCAUCAGACAAGAGAUUUUGUCCCCGCUGGUUUCAAAGGCUCAAUUAUCACAGACAAUCCAGUCACGUUUAGCUAGCUGCAAGAUUCUGGGAAAAGUUGCCAGAAAAUUUGAAUCUCAUAUAAUAAAACGAGAUAUUCUGCCUCUAGUGAAAUCACUUUGCCAGGAUGUAGAAUAUGAAGUUCGCUCCUGUAUGUGUCGUCAGCUGGAAUUCAUAGCACAGGGAAUUGGGGUUGAACAGACAAAAACUGCAAUUCUUCCUGAAUUAGUAGAGUUGGCUAGGGACGAAGGGAGCAGUGUACGUAUUGCUGCAUUUGACACCAUUGUUAAUCUGCUUGUGAUGUUUGACAGUGAUGACCGUACCCAAAUUAUAUUUCCCUUGGUGAUGAUGUUCUGUGAGAAAUCAUUCAAAGCAGAUGAGAGCAUUCUUGCACCGCUGUCACACCAACUAGGAAAGCUCUGUCAUGGUCUUUCAGGGAACUUAACGGAUGAACAACAUCUGUGGUUUUUGGAUUUCUACAAGAAAUUUAGUACAUUAGGUCUACAACAAGAAAACGGUCAAAGUGAUCACACAACUCAAUUCUAUGCAGCAGAUAUGGAUGCAAAAUAUGUAUCUGUCAGACAGAAUUGUGCCUACAACUUGCCAGCCAUGAUACUUUUUGUGGAUCCUAAAUGUUUCUACUCUGAACUUUACCCCACUUUUUCAACCCUCUGUCAUGAUCCUGAAACUCUUGUCCGACGCACUGUUGCCACUGGCUUCCAUGAAGUCAUUAAGCUGCUAGGCUCCAGUGUUCACAUAGUUCACAAAGAACUGAUUGCGCUUUUACAAGAUGAAUCAUUAGAGGUAUUGGAUGCACUUCUAGAUCACCUUCCAGAAAUUCUUAGAUGUGUCAUCACAGGAGGAGACCACGUAGGAUCAGAGAGUAAGGUACAUAUUCCUGACCUGAUUCCAGCACUUUCAGUAGCUGAGCAGAGAGCUGCCACUUCUUUAAAAUGGAGAAUACAUGAGAAGCUAUUGUUGACGUUUUCCUGUCUGCCGCAAGUCAUUUCAAGCGAUCAGAUAUACUACAAGUUCUUACCAAUAAUGUUUAGAAUAAUGACAACAAAUAAUGUCCUCCCAGUCCAAAGAGCCUCAGCCAGAACCCUCUGUGUAUUUGUUCGGUACAACCGUAAACAGGAGCAAAGACAGGAAAUAUGCAGUAAACUCGUUGAACAACUUGGUCAAGGAAAAAGUUGUUGGAACAGGUUAAGGUUUCUUGACACUUGUGAAUGCAUCAUGGAUCUGUUUUCAAAAGCUUUCUUCUGUAAAUACUUUUUCCUGCCUGUACUUGAACUUUCAAAUGAUCCUGUUCCAAAUGUAAGGAUUAAGUUCUGUUACAUGCUGCCAAAAUUGAAGUCUGCAUUGAAACUGCCUGCUGACAAACACCUACUUCAACAACUAGAGCUUUGUGUUAGGAAAUUACUUUGUCAGGAAAAGGACAAAGAUGUCACAGCAAUAGUGAGAAUUAUAACGUUGGAAUUAGAUAGAAUGGAAACGAAUACGGAAUCUUUUCCCAAAAGGUUGCAAGAAAAAGACUUACUGGAUCACAAGAAAGAAAAAGAAGAAAAUUUGCUUCUAGAAAUGGAAGACAUGGAAAAACGGGGAGAAAGCAAGUUAAUGAAUGAAAAGAAAUUACUUUCAUCUUUUAACAAAGAUGGGAAAAAGAAGACUAAGUUAGGUCGCAGCCGUUCACUUGGUGGUCGGGUAGCUCCUCCAAAGGUCGCCACUGAUAAAUCCACAAUGAAACUUACUUCAGCAGCAUCAAAUUCUCAAAUUGCUACAACUACAAAAAAUUCUCUACUAUCGUUUGAUGGGAUGCUUCAGAGUCAUUCUUCAAGUUCUGGAGGGACUGCCAGUCUGCCAACUUGUUCUUCUCGUUUUUAUUCCACUAACUCUAAUGAACAUAAAACAAAUGGGGGUAAAGAUACACUUCCAAAGAAGUUUAACUUGAAGAGCAGAAAAUCAAAUCCUUAACGAUAUGGAAAGCACUCCAUGAAAAGACAUUUUACAACGCAUAUCAGUGACUUCCUUAAAGGCAAGUUUCAGGAGGGUUGACAUGAUUUUAAAGCUGCAAGGAACUAGACGGAUUUCUCUGACUACCUAGUCUUGAAGAGGAAGCACUUCGAUUUGAAGCCAAGUUUCACAAAAGUAAUUUAUUCCCAUAUUUUAUCUUUCAUGUCAGCUGUUAUAUGAAUAUUACUGCAUAUAUCCUUGGUUGCUAUACAGUGAUCACAAUUCAUUAAAGAAAGCAUUGCAGAGCUUUCAGCAGCUACUACCACAAAUACCUCCAAGGACCCUGAUGGGUAUGCACAAAGAAAUUGAAAAUGUAAAUUUAUCUCAGCACACUUACGUUGACUAUUUCUUGCUUGUAAGAAACUGAAGUAUAUAGAGUUUGGUAUAAUGAUGUAACUACAUUCCCAGGCGUAUCUGGGGAUAUAUUUUUGCUGUGGAUGAUGACUGGAAACAAACUAGGUUCUUUAUGGAUUUUAAACAUCAUUCAUUUAUCUAUAGUGACUGACAAGCCAACCCAAAACCUUUGCAAAGUUGUGAUAAUAAAUUAUUAAAUUUCCUGGUUCUUCAAACUUUUACUGUUGCUUAAUUUGAAGCAUAAAUGGUAUGUUUAACUUCUCCCUCUGAGCAAUAGCAAAUGACCAUGUUAAAAUGCCAAACCUGGUGCCAAACUGUAACUGAGUAGUUGACCAUGAUGAAAUACAGAUUUAAGUUAAAAUAUUAGAAAUUUAACAUAAGCGAUUGAGCCAAUAAACAAGCUUUUAAAUACAGACCCAGCAAACCCAAGUUAAUUGAAGAAGUGGAAUGAUACAAUUUUAUUUCGUCCAUAUUCAGUGACUAAUUUCACAAAUCUGGUUUAAUUUAUAUUUGAACAAUAUAGUAAUACUCAUUUUUGUUUAAGGGACCUUUUGUGUUGAUUUUUCAGGACAUUUUUUUAAAAGCUAUGAAACAGCUUAGAGUAAAUGUUGAUAUUAUCAACUUCAGUGUCUGUUUUGCAUUGCAAUUAACAUAUACACCACAAGGCAACUUUCAUUCACAGCCAAAGUUACUUCUUGAACUUGAUUAUGCAGCAAUUUAUUUUAGAUGCUGACCCUGUGUAAAUUGCUCUUUAAUUUAAGGCCACCUAUUGUGAUCCUUAAAGCAAAUCAGGAGAUUCUGGGACCAAUUUACUGAACUCCAUGUAUAACGUUUAAUGUUUAAUGACAGACCUGGAACAUUUAGUUUCUAAUAGACUUCUUGAAAACUGAAAUCCUUCACUUACACAUUGUUUGAAUUAAAUUAAUAAACCAGAUAUUUAGAACUAGGAAGGUAUAGAUUUUCAACAAAAAAAAAUCCCCAUGGAUAGAGAAGACUCCUUUCAGUAAAAUAUCUUUAAAUAUUAAAGCAGCAUUCCAUCAGAUUGCUACACACUAAGAUUACUAACUUAAAAAUAAAUCUUGAAAUUUUAAGUAUGUCCAUUUACUUUGUACUUCUAUAUUUCUAAGCAAGCAUACACCUCAGUUGUGGACGUCAUCACCCACUUGCAGCAAGUUUACGAAUUUGAGUACAUUUUGGCUAAUGAUGACUCUAUGACACAUACAGGAGAUAUGGUUUUGUUUUAAGUGUUGCCAAAUAUGAAUUGUAUUUUAGCCAAAAUGUCACCAUGGGUGCAUAUGAUGCAAAAUUUCCUCUGAGUUAUUCUCUCUCACCCUAGUACUGGUUGGCAUUAGUUAUCAUUUUGCUGUUUCAGUGUUGGUGUGAUGAAAAUCUCAACAUGGCACCCAUCCAGAAGAUUGCAUAUAAUAUUUGACUGGCAUUGAAUAUCAGAUAUCUGUGGCCUGUAUUCCUCUCAAAGUUUCAAGAGGCCUUUAGCAUUCACUUGGUGUUUAUUUUAACAGUAGUACAAGAGGUACUGGCUUAUUAAAUUGAAUGUAACCAAUUACUUCAAAAAUCUGAAGUGUUUAUUUAUAUUGCUCUGAAAGGUACAUUUUUUAAUGAAGCUUGCAUACUGUAUAGAAACUGCAAACACUGAGGUCAUGCAGAAUAUCAGUAUUAUCAAUUGUCCUAUGUUACCAAUAUAUUUAGUCAUUACUGUAUGUACAUUUUACCUGUUCUGUUCUGUCUUCUCAUGUUGCAAUCUAAUGGCAAUUUUAAAUAAUUUCUGGUAACCAGAGAUUUAUUAUAAAUUUUCAGUGUUGAGUUGAGCUUCUCAUUGUAAAACUUUUAGAUACAAUGUAUUGUAUUAUCGUUUUGGUUAUUUUCAGAUCUGAGUGUUGUAUUUCCUUGAUUUGAUUUGAAAUCUCACUUUACUAUUGUCCACCUACAAGACUUUAUGUAAGAGAUACUUUCUGUAAGAGUAGGUGUUAUCCUCUCGUUUCAACAUAUGUUGUAAAUAACCAUGUAUAAUUGCACAAGAAUUACAUUGUAAGCAUGUAAGAGAUAUUCAAAUGUAUUGUUUUUUAAUAAGAUAAAAACAAAAUUAAUUAUUUUAAUGUUUAUUUUGUUUAGCAUGCCCAUGAUUUUUUUAAAGCUAAUAUUGCAUAAAUUCCUUUGUCACAUACCUAUUCUACUGUCUUGCUGCAAAAAUAUUUAUAAACAGUGUUAUGCAUUAGAUGUGCAUACUGAUGUAAAUAUGGCCUUAAUCAGAUUGAGCUAUGCAGUCUAAAAUCCUGGCUUUGUGUAAAAAAAAACUUUAAACAGGUAAUGUCAAUUUAAGUUCUGUUACAGUUGGAUGUUACAUAUUCCUAACUAAGUUAUAAACUCUCAAUAGAAAUUCA
This is a messenger RNA of Rhincodon typus (whale shark), 5745 nucleotides long. RefSeq names its product protein phosphatase 4, regulatory subunit 4 (gene ppp4r4). The coding region runs from base 314 to 2953 and encodes 879 amino acids. The record is from RefSeq and is a predicted model, not a curated record. The transcript is spliced from 25 exons. Lineage: Eukaryota; Metazoa; Chordata; Chondrichthyes; Orectolobiformes; Rhincodontidae. Gene Ontology annotation, cellular component: protein serine/threonine phosphatase complex; cytosol. Gene Ontology annotation, molecular function: protein phosphatase regulator activity.